UAUAUUCGGUUCGAUUCGGUUGUGUUCUCUUCAGGCUCUCAACUGGACAGUUAAAGUGGAUUAAGUGGUGCUUUACAAAUUAUCCAGUUCUUGAGCAAUACCGGAUACCGUGCGGUGCAGUGGCUUAUUUCUAGGCGCCGUUCUAAGGAUGGGAAAUGAGCUAAUGUGCCGAUAGUAUUAUUCAUCAGCGUGGAUUGUAGUAAACUGAUGAUUAACGAAUUCGCCAUGAAGAAGCUGAAAUAUUUACCAGUGUUAUUCGUGCUAGCCGUAAUAUUUUCCGGCAGGAUAGAUGCAGAGAAAAGAAAUCCCCUCAAAGAUCCUCGGAUAUGCGGGCGACCAUACUGUCAAGAGAAAAACAACAAAUUUAACUAUCAGCACAACCGGCUCUACAAAUAUGACUACUCGAUGUACGUUAAGACCGAAUUUUCGGGCAGUGGCGAGAAUUCGUCUGAGCUACAUCUGAUAGCGUCGGUGGAGAUCGAUUUUCCGAAACCGUGCCAGGGGAUCAUGAAGCUAUACUCGAUCGAGCUACGCGAUCGCCCUUUACCGGUAUCGGAGGAACAAGAUUUUGAGUAUGGAGCGGACUACGUUGAACCUCCACAGGAGGUUGAAUUACAUCCCAAGAGCGAUAUUAUCUCAGAAGAGCUACAACGAUUCGAGCUGCGUUUCGCAUUUCACGAUGGUCUCGUGAGCGAAAUCUGUCACGAAACAGAUGAAUCGGUGUGGACGUUGAACUUGAAGCGUGGUAUUUUAUCAUCGUUCCAGAAUAGUAUGCCACGAUUCGAUAUCGACUUUCAUACAGUCGAAACCGAUGUAUCCGGUGUUUGUGAUGUGGCGUACAUAAUGAGUGGAACAAAGGAAACGAGUUUGUUGAUCACUAAGACCAAGGAUAUUUCAUCCUGUAAAAGACGAUAUAAAACUCACUCGUUGAUUCAGUCAGUGCCAUACGAUUUCCGACCGGACUACGUCGCUUGGCCCGUUCUUAACUCUACAAGCUAUUGUAAUAUAUCAGUUGACAACUACAUUUACAAGGAAGCAAUUUGCUAUGAGCGACAUCAGUUGGUGCCGUUUUCGAAUGAUCGAGCAGGAGCCGUAACUGAAUCUUAUAGUAAACUUAUCCUAGCGGACGAAGAGUCCUACACAACGGAAGAGAAUGGCGGCACUGAUGACUAUGAGAUUCAGAAACGUUCCACGCUAAUAUAUGAUCACACUCCGUCAUUGCGUGAUAGUCACGAUGAGAUUAAAGCUUCUCGAGAACUGUUGAAAAAUCUGUGCCGCUUAGGAUUCCCAGAUAUUCAACGUAGCUUUCCAGAUGUAUUUCUCAAUUUUCUGUCAACGACGAGAGCGCUUUCAUUCACGGCACUGUCGCAGAUGUUGUAUCGUGCCAAGAGUAUUUGCGAUAAUGGGAAAAAUCACGUUUUAGAUAGUCUUCCAUUCAUCGCUAGUCCAGCGUCGGUUACUCUAAUGAAAGACCAAAUUGUUAAACAGCAAAUUUCAUCAGAACUUGCAAAGAAAUGGAUGGAAUCCUUCGCAUAUCUUACGAGACCAAACGAAGAAGUAUUGAAGGCAAUGUUAGAACUAAUCGAGUAUGGCAAAAGCAUCGGGGAAAAAAGCUACAUCUUGUCAGCCACGUCCGUGGUCCAUACCUUCUGUACUAUCUAUGCCGAGUGCGGUAGCAACGACAUGGUGCAGGAUAUUGUUCAAUUUAUAGAGACUGAUCUUCUGGAAAGAAUUCAAAGUGGAUCAACUAUGUCUCGAAAACAGCGAGAAAACAUUAUAGUUUCACUGAAAAGCCUGGGAAACAUGGGAGUAAUCAAUACGGCUUUUUAUCAUGAACUGCGAGAAAUAAUCGAAAUCACUGAUCUACCUACGGAGAUACGUCUGCAGGCGGUUUACGCUUUCAGGAGGCACGACUGUGCGAGAACGAAGGAUUACUUCCUGAAAUUGUAUUCGAAUUUCGAAAAUGAUGUGGAAAUCCGCAUUGCAGCGUAUCUGCAGGCAAUGCGUUGUCCGGACUAUCUGUCAGUCAAACUGAUCAAGCAUGUGCUAAAGACGGAGGAAGUAAACCAAGUCGGAUCUUACGUCUGGUCCCACCUGACGAAUUUAGCUCGCAGUGCAUCUCCAGUUCGAGUAGAAGCGCAAGGCUUGCUAGCUGAUGAUGAUCUCGGUAAAAAAUUCCGCAUGGAUUUCCGAAAAUUUUCUAGAAACUAUGAACACACUUUGUUUUUUGAUGAGUUCAAUUUCGGCAUGACAACAGACGCAAAUGUGAUAUUCAGUGCAAAUUCUUACCUGCCUCGAACUGGAUCAUUGAACUUAACGGCCGAUCUUUUUGGAGAAUCGGUUAAUUUUUUGGAGCUGAAUGCUCGAGCAGAAGGUUUUGAAGAUUUGGUUGAAUCCAUUUUUGGACCAUCCGGCCCAUUGAAUACUAAAAAAUUUAAGGAAUAUGCGUCGACUGUGACUUCGUUAUUCGGUUCGGAAUCCGAGGAAGACGAACAGGUCGGAUAUGAUCCAAUCAGUCCAAUUCGAGCUAAGCGAUACUCCAAUAGUAGCAUGGAGUUCGAACCACAACUGAGAAGCAAACGACAGGAAACGCGCAGUCCAAUAGUAAUUUCGAGAGAUAUUCAUGAACAAAUAGACAAUAUGGGAUAUAAAAUGAAGUCUGACUUUAGGGAUCCUCAUGCAUCGUUAGGCAUCAAAGUAUUUGGUAAUGAUCUUAAAUACUUCACUAUUGAGGGAAUGGCUGAAACAUUUAUGGCAGCGGAAAAAAUUAAUCCAUUAAACCUGUUGAAAACGUUACUUUCUGGCAAAGAAGUGUCGUACACAAGAUCGGGGGUGUUUUUGGAUACGUCCUACGAUGUACCUUUGAGUACUGGUCUACCAUUGGCACUGAGUAUAAUUGGUGCAUCAUCCGUUGACCUACGAAUGUCUGGAUCAUUCAAGGCGGUUGACUUUUGGGAAUCAACGCGGAUCGUAGAUCUGGAAGGAAAAAUCAAACCUAGCAUUUCAGCAGACAUAAUUGCUACAAUGAAAACAGAUUUUAUUCAUGCAGCCACUGGAGUCAAAUUGAAAAGUAAUUUCUAUUCCAGUUCCGCUAUUGAGGCUAAGGGGAAAAUUCGAGGAAAACGAUUAGUGUCAUUCCAAUUUAGUCUACCUCAGGAUCACAACGAAAUAUUCAGCAUUCGAUCGGAAAUGUUGGUGUUCGAUGAUUUCAAUGAGAUUCGCCAGAAAGGUAUUGAGAGCCGUUACACGAACUCAACAUGCACCUGGCCGGUAGUCGAUCGGGCGAUAGGGUUGAAACUUUGCGCCAAUUACAGUUUACCAGAUGUCAGCAACAAUGAUCAAGUCCCAAGUCUGAUUCUCAGUGGUCCACUGUACAUGGAUAUAAGCCUACAGAAAGCUGACCCAACUGCCAAAGUUUUUCUCUUUCAAUAUUCCUGGGACAGUCACGAGAACACGUCGGUAGGAUCACUAAUUUUUGAAACACCCAACUCUCAAAUUCCACGUAUUUUCAUCGCAAACAUCACAGCAGACUUGGAAGGAUACGGUGUUUCGAUGGGUUUCCGCAAUGGCGAGAUCUCUCAUUCGGCUGUUGGUAUCUACAAGGACAACAAGAACCAAAGACGUUUGGAUAUGUCGUUGAAUGUGAAUGAUCGAAAAUAUCUGGCGCUGGAAAUGGGAUACAAUAAAACUGAAAUCAAGUAUGGAAUGAUCUACAGUCCGUCUCUGUUUUUGUCGGUAAACAGUGAACGAAUCGCUGGGAUGGCCGGACAAAUCAAAAUGACCGACAAGAAGGGCAUCAAGCAAUGGGAUUUAAGUCUACAGUUUGAAACCAAGCGAGUGCAGACGAAAGUAAUAGGAUUUAUUCAACAAACACAAGCGUCUAUCACAACCAAAUUUUCGAUGGAUUACAGAUUCAUAAAUGGACAACAAGAGCGUCUGACCUUGGGAGGAACGUUCGCGGAUAGAAGUAAUCGUGGACGAUCGGAGUAUCAUGGAUCAUUCGAGUUGCGUUCGUCUGCUUAUCCCAAUUUUGACUUUGCUUCUACGCUGAAGUUUCUUUCAGCAAUGGGGCAUGUUGAGUGCAAACUAGAGUACAACAAUGCCGCAGAUUUGAAGGACCCGUACUUUACAACAACACUGCAGUUAAUUUUCGCACGCUUCCAUUUGGCAGAAGUUGGAAGGACAACCGCUUCCGCUGAGUUAACUAGACCACGUUCACACACGAAUUUUAAAGCGAUGAUUAAACACGAACACAACUCUAACAAGGGCAUCGAGCAUAAUGUUCUCUUAUUACUGCGGUAUGCUAAGGACAAAGACAUUACAGCAGUGUUUUCUGUUUACAUGCCACGAGCAAUGUUGUUUGCCAUUGAUACAGCUGCCAACAUAACAGUUCCCGGAUUUGACUCUUGUACCGUGAACUUCAAAGUGAAGGAGAAAGCACGCAAAGAAUACUACUUCGACUCGAACGCUGUGUGGUUCUCUGGUCACUCAAUCGUGAUCAACGGCUGGUAUCAGGAUCGUAGUUCAUUCAUAAAAUCUUAUCACCACGCCAAGUUGGAAGCCCAAAGUCCUUCAUUUGGCGAUGUAACCGCAGAUGUUAAAUACGUACGCGAUGAGAUCGAAUAUAAGUUUGAGAUUCACGCAGAGUACGCCAAACAGCCGUAUGGUUUAACAAUUCGGCACAUUCGAGAAUCUGAGGAUGGCACCAACACCUACGCAGGAUUCCAGUGGCGUGAUGCUUUAUAUUGGUUUUCGGCGAUGAUGAAAUCUGCUCCCAUCAAGGAAUUGAUAUUAGAACUACAUAUUGACAAAUUACGUGAUAUCAGUAUAACACUGAAAGGAUAUUCUACGGACCUGAAAAGAGAAGUGGGUGUAGAGAUGAAAUGGGAUGCCAACCGCGAUCCUACUCAAAAACUGGUGAUAUCUGGCGAACUCAAUACGCCUACGUAUCGCACAUAUAACGGGCGUUUUAUAGUAUCUUAUCCCAACAGAACCGUGAACGGCGUGUUUGAUUUGAAAGCCAUCGACCCCAAAUACAUCGCUAAUGCUCGAAUAGCGUGGAAUACUUCGGAAGCAAUCGAACUGAAGCUUGAUGCAGGAUCGGAUGAUGAGAUACUUCGGAAUAUGUGGUUACUGUUUAAACUUAUAACUCCGUUCGAAGGAUGGCGUUAUAACGCUCUCAACGGAGGAUUUUACUUCAAGGACAAUUUACUACAAAGUAAUAUUUCUGCAAACUGGGCCGAAAAUCAAACACUUGGGUUGGCGUUGAUGGGACUGUAUCUAUCCAAUGAUACGGAUUUCAACUGUGAAUUUAAAACAAAACUUCAUAGCUCGAUUGAACAUGUUCCGACUAUCAAGGUUCAUUUGAAGCACAAAUAUGACAUCAAACGAGUUGAUACUGUUAUUACCGUGAAUCACACAGUAACCGACGAACCACCACAUAUAUUCUCCGUAUGGUCAGGUUGGCAAUAUGAUCAUGACGAAAAAUAUCGUAAUAUCUCCGGAACAUUAGCUUGUGUAAGCCCGUUCGAAGGCUAUAAAACGGGUGCAUUAUCAACAAAAUUCUCCUUGAGCGAAAGUCGUGAGCUGCGUGGGGCGGCUGAUCUCCAACUGGAUGAUGACAAGUAUGAACUGGUAUUGUUAGGUCAUGUUCGUAAUUUUGUAGAUAAUAUGCUAACUGUGAACAUAACAUCAUCGAACGAGAAAUUUCGCAACAUUCGAUGUCGCUUUGGAAUCAGCGAGAAAGAACGACAUGCUGUAGCGGAAGUGAUAACACCAAAGACUGCCCUAGGAGUUGAAGUUCUAUUUGCGGUAGUGUCUGCUUACGACUUUGACAUCAAGUUUUACUUAGCCACUCCGCUGAAGGACCUCGAAAAGGUAAUUUUGCGAGGAAAAUUCAAACAAGAUAACGUGGACUUCCGUGCUGGACUCAACAAUUUAGUUAUCGGGUUCGUGGGUGUUUGGCGGAAAGCACACUUAAAAGACUUUGAAUACUCCUAUAAGAUGUUCACACCACUACCGAAAUUCGAAGAAAAUGGACUCAUACUGAAGUUGAUUAUGAACAAAGAAAAGAGUGAAUAUAUAAAUAUGGAAUUCAGCGGAAGAUUCUCACAGUACAAAUUAGGUAUUAAAGCGGUUUCGGAACCUAAACCUAAAUUAUUGCGUCAGUUAGGAAUGCAAAAGGCUUCCGAAUUGCUCGAUGAGUUCUUAGAAGAGUCUCCCGAUAGUAAAGGUGCUGAAAGCUCAUACGAAGAUGAAGAAGAGGAAGAUGAGGAGGAUUUAUUGAAUUUAAUUGGAAAAAUCGAAUUAGACACAAUCGUUUGGCCUACCAUUACCGGGACACUCGACCUUGAAGAAUACAAAUCGAAAUAUUACGUAACUGGAAAGCUAAACCUACCACAAGGCUAUAUAGAUGUUUGGGAUCGUUUCUGGCUAGAAGAUUUAAUGAACAUGAAGAACGCUUUAAAGAUAAAAACUCCGUUUACGGCCUUGAAAGAAGUACAGUCGGAAUUCGAGCUGAGAAUUCCUUACCCAACGGACAAGUUCACGGUCGGUUUCAAUGUACUUGUGCGAAACAUGGAGGAGUGGAUUAACACUGGUUUCCAUAUUUACUACAACGUGUCAGUUGAUGAAUCAGACACGAAAACACAUCACGCAAUUGUAACCUUGAUGACUCCACUGCAGAACUUGAAGAAAGUUCGCCUUCACGGUAUUCUAGACGUCGAGGAACAUGGGUAUCGUGGGAAUUUGACCGCUAAAACUACGACAACAGAAGGGUCGAUAGCUCUCAUGUUCGAGAGUGAAGAUCAGUUCAUUGAUUCAGCUUUGACAAUUUGGGUGCGAGCUCCCAUAAUGCCUUACUACGCCUGUCGCGUGUUUUACAAACAGGAUUUAGCUGGUCACGACAACACCAUGAAUAUGGGUUUCGUGGUACACGACGGUGAACUGUACAAUAACUUCCGUUUGGAUGGAGCUUGGUCGAUGGCGGAGCCACAUUUUCUAGUUGGCAAGAGUAAAUAUCAAUCAAAUUUCCUACCAGUGCACACGAUCGAUACCGAAUUCGUGAUAACACGUCAGCCUUAUCCUAAGGCACAGUUCGAGCUUAGAUUCAAUGAUACCGAAGGAAUAGUGGAGCAUAUCCGUGCUAAAGCUACACGAAAUCGAGAAAUGGUGGCAAUUGAAUUGAGUGUACCGAUUCAAGAAUACCGAAAUUUGUCUGUGUAUGGACGUCUAUUGAAGAAACAUGGCGAUGAGUACUCUGUGGCUGGACAACUUUAUCGAAACGAUGAAGUUUUCAAUGUGGAAGGAGACGCAACUAUCGUACAGGAUAUUCCGAAAAAUAUUGCUUUAGUCAUUAAACCGCUUGGGGAAGGAGAUGACGGCUCCAUUGUGUAUGAGUAUUCAGUAGAGGACACAGUAACAAGCUUCAAUGUAAAAAUAGAACGUGGAGAAAAACAUGCUAACAUGAACGGUAGUCUAAGACUUUCGUCUAUAGGGGAUUGGAACUUCGGGUUAGACGUAAAAUCUUCGGAACAAGAUCUAUCAAACAUCGACCUACAAGUCGGAAUUACUCCAACAGACAAUGGACUUCUGUCAGGUGUUUUCGAAUUCAGCUCCCCUUGGAAGCACUAUGGAAUUGAACAUGCGAAUGUUAGUAUGCUGUUUGAUAUCAAACCAAUUUCUGGUACGAUCGCGGCGAAUUAUACAAUUCCAUCCAUUUCUGGAGACGCUAGUUGUAUGUGGAGUUGGCAUAUGUUGGAAAAUAUGCAAUUCGAAAUGCAUAACCGAGUUGUUAAGGAAUCCACAGAGCGAUAUUUCCAAACUGGCGUUCGCUAUCUUUGUCCGGAUCUUAAAGGCAACCAUAACAUGACAUUUGGUGGUGACCUAAACCUGAACAAUGUUUGGAUAUUUAGCGCUAAUACAUCAGUUACCUUCAUAUCAAUCUCCGAUCUAGCAGGUGUUCUGAAAGUACGCUUACCGAAACCUGUAGGCGACGUCCAUACGCUUGCGAUGAGCAUGAAUGGAAACAUUCCAUUUUUGGAACCCGUCCGGACGCUGAACUUUGAAUCAUUCUACGAAACCGAACAAUCCCAUAAACGAUACGCUUGGCAUUCGGAGUUUAGCAAUAUCAACGAUCUUCGAACAUUGCUUCGCUUUGAAUGGGGACCUGAUGUGAGAUCGGAACGUGUCCAAUCAAAUCUGGAUAUAUAUCGAAACGGGGAUAGACGUGAGUUCUAUGCGAAGCUACGCGGUCCCUGGUAUCUCGAGGAUGCUUUCAAUGCCAUGGCCAUAUACAACUAUGCUGAUAGCAUGUAUCUAGUCAACGGCAAUGUCUCGAUUCCUGCUUCACGAAAGGUUGCUGAAGCGAAUGUUGCAUUCGCUAAUCUAUCCAACAUGAAGGGCGACGUUAACUGUACCACACCCUUCUUGAAUGUCACUUGGCUUCAUGGUCAGCUUGAGUUCAUCGAUAAUCCGUUGGAAUCAAUUAGAUAUUUGAGGGCCACUUGGCCUGAGUCCAACGUGAUUUUCGACUCGAAGUCAACCUAUAAAUCGAAUAAUCUGGAUCGCGAUCAACAAGGAACAAUAAAAGUGGAGAUUCCUUUGCAAACCAGACAUUAUGCCGAGGUAAAAUAUGGUCUAGCAGAAAGACCUGCGAUAACCACUGGUCAUGCGGAGAUUGACUACAACAACCAAAAAGUUUUAAGUGGGCAAUAUACUUCCAAACAAGAAUCUAGAGCUGGCUUCGAAAAAGAAACUGUUGAUGUAACUUUGGAAAAUAAUUUCAAGCCUGUGGGUGUCCACUAUGUACACACAACUAAAAUUCUUGGAAAUAACUAUAAAGAGAUGGAUAUUAAACGGGCCGAGGUGUUCGAACUACGAAAUCAGAAGAAGUUCAAAAUAACCGGUGAAUUGAAAAUAACUACCAGGGACACAGGUAGAGAAUACAUCGUGACUGCUAUCCAUCCAAACCGCACUGUAGUGCUGACUGCAGACUUCGAUGAAGACGGUGACACUACGAAACAGAAAUCGAAAUUACAGCUAUCUCCCAAACAAUGGAUCGCGUAUGACUUCCACUUAACUAACCUCUCUAAGCCAGAAAAUGCGUCACACAAAUUCAGAUUAGAUGUAUCUUAUCCACGAAGAAAUCUCUCUGCUGAAGGAUGGUACGCGGUUACCUACAAUGCCUUCGAUUCGGAUGUUUCAUUGCAGUAUUCUCCAAACAAAACUAAUGAUGAGGAUCCAGUAAAGCCCCGAACGGUUAGAGGUGCUGUCAAGUGGGUUGACGAUUCUAGCAGUGAUGUAACGAAACAAACCGUAUUAGUAUUGUUAGGACACCCAACGUUUGAAAAUGACAUCACACUGAAAACAGUUUACUAUUCGGAUGACCAGAAUCUGCUGAAAAGUAACUUAGAUAUCCAAUAUACUCAAGCAGACAAUCACCACGUUUCGAUAGAGUUUGAUGCAAAGGAUCUGACUUCUGUGGUAGGCUUCCGAAACUACUCAUACUCAAUGUUCGGUGUACAUGAAGCAUCCGACUGGGAUCUCGCUUCGCGAGGAUCCGUCGGUCUACGACUGGGUUUGUAUGAAAUCAACUCCAACUCCCACUACAAGCGAGGCUAUCUUUCGCGUAUGGAAGGUAACAUGAUUGGUAAAGUGGACGUUAAGCUGAAAGAAGUGAUUCUGGAGAAAAUGACCUCACAUAGUAAGUAUCGCCUGUGGGGUAAAGCCUCUGGAAGCUAUCCACUGUAUAUGAUCAACGGAAGUCUUCUGGAUGGUCCAGAUCUAGAUGCGGCAGGAUUCUUUUUCAUCGAUAUCGACGAUAAGCUUGUCCAGAUGAAAAUCAAUAUGACUCCCGAUGCCUCGGAGAACAUAUACAUGUACGGAAUUAUUCCGGACUCUAGAAAUGCCUACUUUGAUUUCUGGCGAGAUUACGACACGUUGCGUGAGAUCGAUGUGACUUAUUAUCUGAAGAUGAACCAUUCCCGGCUAGUUACCAGUAAACUUCACUGGCGACCAGAGAUACGAUCCGACUUGCGCAAUCUAGUGCGUAAUUAUUUCACCUCACUGCACACUUCGUUUACCGAGUCGCUGGAAUUUUGGGUCAAACAAAUCUAUCUGGAAUCAAAGGAUACUGUCAAUGGUAUUUGGGACUCCGCACAUCCUUUCGUGGAAGGUUUCCUAGACGAUGUUUCCGGAUUGAAUGUAAUACAGGAUGACCUAGAAGAUUUACGACAGUUUUUGAAUGCUUCGUAUGUCGCCGAUGACUUCUACGUACGAUCAGUGAUUAAUUUCACCAUCACCGUGCUAGAUGAGCUGGCUAUCAAAAACAAAUUAACUUCCUUUCCUAAAAUUCUCACCGAGUUCUGGCAGGUUAUGGGUGACUCGGGACAAGCACUGAAGAAAUCAUUGACAUGGUUGCUGGAAUCUAUCAAACUAUCUUACCAGAAGGUAGUUGAUGUGAUUGGGAGAAUUCUUCAGGGUGAUUCUAUGAAAUACAUAUCAGAAGUGCUAGAGAGUUCAGUUGCACGAUACGAUAAGUUUAUCAAGGAUUUACAUCUUCAAUUUAUAAAAAAUGUGCAAGAUAUGUGGAAGAAGUUAACUGAUGUGAUCACUUCCUACUGGCAACGCAUGCUGCAAAACAUCGAACCUUCGGUUAUCAAACUGGCUCAUUAUGCUGAAUCCGUAACAUGGCAUGUCGGUCACGAAGUAUUUUCAUUCCUGUAUAACAAAACGCAAGAAAUUGCAGAAUCACCGUACUUCACGAAGGUUACCAACUUUACACAAGAUUUGGAUACUUUGUACAAAGACAUUAUUCAUAAUGACAUCAUCACCAAUACGAAGAAGUACGGUGCCAUCGUCAUUCGCUUCGUUAAGGAAAAAUUCUUCCAGCUGGUACCGUUCGGUCGAGAAUUGCAUCAAGUUCUUACGGAACUGUGGGAGGAAAUCCAACAGUUGCAAAAGCUCGAAUAUGUCCAAUUUAUUCUGCAUCGUGUAAAUGAAGUCCGUUCCAAAGCAGAAUGGCUCGCCGAAGAGUUCCAACUGGAGAGACGACUUCAUCAACUAUGGCGGAUGGUUAGGCACAAAUUAACCAGAUACGCUCAAACAGCUCUGCAAGCCGAAAAUCAUUACCGCGAAGCUAAAACCAAAUUCAUUUUUGACCCCGACCAUGGCAUAUUGGAGUUGGAACAGAAGCUUCCGAUGUCUUGGCAUGCAUUCAAUGAGACACCUAAGUUUGAAGAGAUUCCCGAGUACAAGUUUAUUACCGAUGUUCAAAAUUUCUUUUCGGGGAGUAACACGACCAUUUGGACUCUCUAUAGUGAGAUGAGACCUUACACGGACACUAAGAUGUGGUUGCCUCCGUUCAAGGCCAAUUCACUAAUAGUGGGAUCGAGACACUACAUGUCGUUUGACAAACGAUUUGUUUCAAUAGAACUAGAUAAUCUACUGUCGAAUGAGGAAUCGAACCCGUGUUCGUAUGUACUGGCGCAUGAUUUCUAUAAUAGAACUUUCACACUUUUGCUGGAACCAUCGGUGGUAGAUGAACAGAGUUCGCGUAAGGUAACUCUUCUUACUGAGGGACAUCUUCUAGAAAUAGACAUCUCCGACAUGUCUGUGAAAAUCAACCGAAACGUGACGACUGCUUUACCUGCCCAGAUUGGUGAUACGGUUGUACACCGUGAAACUGAUCAGCUUAUAAUACAGUCCUUUAGAGGAUUUAAGCUUACCUGUAGUUUACAGUACCACAUGUGUUCGUUUGACUUAAGCGGUUGGUACUUCGGAAAAACCGCCGGAAUUCUAGGAACGAUGAACAAUGAAGUGUUUGAUGAUUAUCUUACAUCCGAUCAUAAGUACGCGUCUUCAAAGAAACAGUUCAUCAAUAGUUGGAAGUUGCCACAGUGUAAAACUGAAGUAGAACCGACGAAUCACACCCGCAAUUUCUUCACUGUUUCCAACGAGCUCAGUCAACUUUGCGAAUCAUUUUUCCAACAGAAGCAUUCAUACUUCGCAUCUUGCUUCCCUGUUGUGGAUGCUACACCCUUCUACGAAAUGUGUCUCGAUCUGGGUCACCAUAUAGACAGUAAAUCCAACAGUCCAUCCAAUAAUGGAGCUUGUACUUCUGCGCUAGCAUACAUGGAUGCUUGUCUUCUGGAAGAUAUGCCUCUUCGAGUUCCUGACUCAUGUAUUCAUUGCAAACUCAUUAAUGGCUCAUAUGUAACGGAAGGAACCUUCGUAUCCAUGAAAGAAGAUGAAAUUCCUCAGACAACAGAUGUUGUUUUCAUAGUAGAAGCUAAACCGUGUAACAGAAAUAUAACGACAACUAAAAGCAUCAUUACACUGGUACAGUCACUCCACAAGGAAUUGCUAGAGCACAACAUCACAGACAACCGUUAUUCGGUGCUCAGUUUCGGUGGACUGUCCCCAUUCGAUAAGGCUAGAAGUGUUAUUGUCAACGAUAACGUAUUCGUUACCCACGAAUUCAUCGAACCAUUCUUUAAUCAUAUAGUUACUGAAAACGGCACAAACGACGAUAUCUUUGAUGCGAUCAUAGUGGCAUCCAAACUGAUCUUCAGACCAGGAGCAACUAAAACAUUUAUUUUAUUACCGUGUUCCAAAUGUGCCAGCUCUAGCAUGAAACUAGACUACUCAUCGUUACUUCAGUUGUUACUCGAAAAUGGCAUUAAGCUGCAUAUCCUUGCCGAUCACGACAUUGAAUUCGACAAAUUACGAGUGUCACAAAUGCUUUUCGGCAUGGAUCGAGAAAAAGCAUAUACCAAGAAGGACAUAAAAGAACUCGUAGGGGAUCCUCAUCUACGGAAGCAAGUCCGACUACCAAAAGCUACAUUAGGAAGCUGUGCUGCUCUGGCACUGGAGACGGACGGGUCUGUGUUCAGCGGACGCAAAUUACGCCCUGAACGGCGUAACCUGACAAAGAAGUUUAUAACGGUGUUUACAAAACGUGUAGCCAAUACGGCAGCGGCUAGCACAUGUCAAACGUGCGAAUGCACCGGUCAUAAUACAGGAGUGUCCUACAUGCUCUGCUUGCCGUGUACUUACCCUUCUGCGUUCAGUCUAGAUCAAGAGCGUAUGACUGAGGAUGAGUUGUUGUCGGUGUUACAACCGGACCAUGACUGGGACUGGGAAGAGGACGACGAAAUGCUGUAGCCGGAAAGAAUGGUUUGUAUUGGAAAAUUGGGUCAGAGAACAAUUCCGAAACGACAAACAUGCCCAGCUCUCCUACUAUCCAUCGGGAGUAACUACAGUAAAAAUAAUGAAUCAAUAUUCGUUAAUAUUCUUUGAAAAUAAUGGCAAUAAAAUUUAUUUGUUCUCGGGAUAGGUGAUAUGUA
Messenger RNA from Malaya genurostris, 13346 nucleotides. RefSeq lists its product as uncharacterized. Bases 208 to 13164 code for a protein of 4318 amino acids. Gene Ontology annotation, biological process: lipid transport. Lineage: Eukaryota; Metazoa; Arthropoda; Insecta; Diptera; Culicidae. The record is from RefSeq and is a predicted model, not a curated record. The transcript is spliced from 26 exons. Gene Ontology annotation, molecular function: lipid carrier activity.